GCCGUUUGUGUUUUGUCGGUUCGUUCUUUCAAAAGAUUUCAAGCGAAUAACAGUCGCAGUUAAUCGGGAUUCACACGUCAACACUUGCAUCAAGAACCAAAAGCUCAUUGGUUUUCAUAGCUGAUCGGAAAUGAUGGAGGACAAUGACAAUGAUGAUGGGCUCGUUGCUGGGGAGGGAUUUUUCCUCGGCCAAGAAUUUGCAUCGUACAAUGAGUUUGAGGACAGGCGUUUGGCCUUUCAAGAAAAUACCUACUGCCUAUUUGUCAUGAGAAGGAGUGAAAGGUCACAGAACAACAUUUUGAAAUUUAAUAAAAUGCAGUUUGAAUGCAAACAAGCAAUGUCUACUCGACCUGCCAGAGGGAAAAAGCCACACCAUGAGUCCUAUAAAAUUGGGUGUGAGGCGAGGAUACAUGUUGCAGCAACGACCGCAGGGAGACUGAAGGUCACGGCAUUUCAUGAUGUCCACAAUCAUCCUUGUAAUGAAACUACGUAUUUUGGAUAUCCUGAAGUGCAAAGGAUGUUCUAGUCACAAGACCAAUCUCAGCUGGCAUUAAUUACCUCAGAUUUGCCAAGUCCCGCUGAGUAACUUCACCACAUCCCAUGUCCCUCAAUACUGAUCUCACGACAGAGGGUUUGACCCCACCUUUGAAGAGAAG
Thrips palmi is the source of this 656-nucleotide messenger RNA. RefSeq lists its product as uncharacterized. The record is from RefSeq and is a predicted model, not a curated record. The transcript is spliced from 4 exons. NCBI's taxonomy places the organism in Eukaryota, Metazoa, Arthropoda, Insecta, Thysanoptera, Thripidae. The coding region runs from base 131 to 526 and encodes 131 amino acids.